Molecule: messenger RNA, 2190 nt
Organism: Sebastes umbrosus (honeycomb rockfish)
Lineage: Eukaryota; Metazoa; Chordata; Actinopteri; Perciformes; Sebastidae
Product: FAD-dependent oxidoreductase domain-containing protein 2-like
Exons: 10
Coding region: 1-2013 (670 amino acids)
Molecular function (GO): flavin adenine dinucleotide binding; monooxygenase activity
Source: RefSeq, a predicted model, not a curated record
AUGGAUUCAAACCUUCCUUGUUUGAUCGUCUUCAUCUUGAUUGGCUUUGUCGAAUGCUCUCCUAAUAACCACCAGCACAAUGGCACCCGCCACUAUGAUUACUGUGUGCUCGGAGCUGGGCCUUCAGGACUGCAGAUGGGAUAUUUCCUCUCCAAGGCUAAAAGAGACUACAUCAUCUUAGAGAGGAACUCUGUGCCGGGCAGCUUCUUUAACAAGUAUCCCAGGCACAGGAAGCUCAUUAGUAUUAAUAAGAUCUACACAGGAAGGCACAACCGAGAGUUCAACAUGCGCCACGACUGGAACUCGCUGCUGAGCGAUAAACCCGACCUCCUGUUGAGGAGACUGAGCAGAGAGUUUUUCCCACCAGCUGAUACCUUCCCAGAAUAUCUGUCCAUGUAUGAGAAGGAGCUCGGGCUGAGGGUCCAGUAUGGUGUGGACAUCGGAAGGAUCAGGGCAGUGGAGUCUGCCACGGGCAGGAACUACAUCCUGACUGAUCAACAUGCGUCACAUUACAAAUGCAGCGUCCUUCUGGUAGCCACAGGUUUGUGGGUUCCUCAGAAGGUAGAGUUCGUCGGUUCUGAACUGGUUGAAAGCUAUGACACCAUCUCCACUGAUCCUGAGGACUACAAGGACCAGGCCGUACUUAUUCUGGGAAAAGGCAACUCGGCUUUUGAAACAGCCCAGAGCAUCUCGGCAAGAGCUAGUUAUGUACACAUGCUCAGUUCCAACCCUGUUCGACUGGCUUGGCAAACACAUUAUGUUGGAGAUCUCAGAGCUGUGAAUAAUGACAUAUUAGACACUUAUCAGCUGAAGUCCCUUGAUGGGUUGGCGGAGAUACCCCUGAAUAAAAUAGCUAUCAGUAAAGAGAAGAAGGGACAAUUGUAUCUGACUUUAAAUAAGUACAUACAACCCCAGGAAGAGAAGAACAGCUCUGAUGUGACUGGAGAAGAACUGACAGGGUAUCACAAGGACAACUUCUUUAUGCGAAAGCCCUACGACCGAGUGAUUGGAUGCCUUGGAUUCCGAUUCAACUUCAGCGUAUUUGACAGCUCUGCCUGCCCAAUGAACAGUGACAAUGCAAAAGGGAGGUUGCCGGCGGUGUCAGCCGUGUAUGAAGGGAAGAACAACCCUGGCUUGUUUGUGCUGGGAACCGCUGCUCACUCCCGAGACUACCGCUCAUCUGCUGGCGGCUUCGUCCAUGGUUUCCGUUACACAGUGCGAGCUGUACAUCGUGUACUUGAACAGCGUUACCAUAGUAACCAGUGGCAAUCGACAACACUAUUGACAACGCAGCUGCAGUCCUGGAUUCUGAAGCGGAUCGGCGAGGCCUCUGGAACAUUCCAAAUGUUUGAAGUGCUUGGGGAUGUUAUACUUCUUCGAGGCUCUCACUGUGAAUACGUUGAAGAGUUUACACUCCAGGCCUUGCCUCAGUUCUCCUCUGUCUCGGGCCAUGAGGUCUCCAACCAGGGACUGAUAGUUCUAGUCAUGCAGUACGGGAAGAAGAAGAUAGACUAUCUGGGGCGGAACAGGGCUGGAACAGUCUGGACCAAAGCUUAUAAAUCCAGCUUUCUGCACCCUGUUUUAUACUACUAUGACAAACUUCCUACCGAGGAAGAAAUGAAGCUCCGUCCUCAUGGCUGGCCGUUACCAAGGCCCAAGGCAAUCCACCACAUGGUUGAGGACUUCCUCGCAGAAUGGGAGGCUCCCAUAUCUCACAUCCAGCCACUGCAACACUUCCUGGAGAACUGUGUCCAGACUGACCUCAGGGCCCACUAUGCUGAAACGUGUUUCCGCUCAUCCCUUACCCAACGCAACCCCCCGCUGUUUUGUCAGCAAGGAUACUUGAAGCAGCAGGGUGUCGCUCACAACAGUCAGCUGUGGCAGCACAUUAAUAAGGCUGGACUGAUGCCUACUGAGCAAGAUGCAGACAAAUCGGGGGCUAAACCUGCACUCCCCAACUACCUGGCACAAGCUGGAGCCUCCAUGUCUUCAGGACUGAAACUUGACUUCUGAUUGUUGAAUCUAUACCUACGAUGCUGAUUAGGUUUCACUUGCUACCUCCAGCACCCUUUAUAAUACCCUCCACAAGACCAAAUGUUUUCAGAGAAUAUCCUCUUACAUCCCAACGUUUUUGGCUUGUGACCCCUUAAAAUAAGACACCGUCUACUUACAAACCCUUGUCACUAGAUA